This is a messenger RNA of Elaeis guineensis (African oil palm), 1985 nucleotides long. Its product is annotated as 5'-adenylylsulfate reductase 3, chloroplastic. The record is from RefSeq and is a predicted model, not a curated record. Gene Ontology annotation, biological process: L-cysteine biosynthetic process. Gene Ontology annotation, molecular function: phosphoadenylyl-sulfate reductase (thioredoxin) activity. Lineage: Eukaryota; Viridiplantae; Streptophyta; Magnoliopsida; Arecales; Arecaceae.
UUUCUCGCCACGUAUUACCUUUCCCGAUGCAGGGAAAAGCGUCCAGGUUCAUGGAACCGGAGCGCUCUCCUCAACCAUGGCCAAGAUUUAUUCCCCCCUCUUCCUGAGACCUCCCAACCCCUGGAGAGAACCAGGAAGAAAAACGCGCGUGAGCUUAAAGCUUUCUUCUUGAUUUUGUUAUAAUUCUCCUCUCAUGGCCUCUGCCACUGCAACUCUCGGUUCGGUCUCUUCGCAUUCGCUCGUCUCCCGGGAUCCCAAAGCGGCCUUGAUUGGGUCUGCCAGGCAUCUAGAGGCGUCGAUCGUGCCGUCGGCGGUCACUAAUCCUUCCCGGAGGCGAUGGGUGGUGAAGCCGCUCCAUGCGGUGGAGCCCGCCAAGAGGAACGAUUCCGUGGCGUCUCUGGCGGCGGCGAGGAUGGCGGAGGCGGUGGUGGAGGAGAAGAGAAGGGAGAGGGAGAAGGAGGAAGAGGAGGUGGAUUACGAUCGGCUAGCGAGAGAGCUCGAGAACUCUUCUCCUCUCGAGAUCAUGGACAAGGCCCUUGAGAAAUUUGGGAACGACAUCGCCAUCGCCUUCAGUGGAGCAGAGGAUGUUGCAUUGAUAGAGUAUGCUCGGUUGACUGGUCGACCCUUCAGAGUCUUCAGCCUGGAUACUGGAAGGCUGAACCCAGAGACAUACAGGUUCUUUGAUGCUGUGGAGAAGCAUUAUGGCAUUCACAUUGAAUACAUGUUCCCAGAUGCAGUGGAAGUGCAGGCCUUUGUGAGGAGCAAGGGUCUGUUCUCGUUUUAUGAAGAUGGACACCAGGAGUGCUGCAGGGUGAGGAAAGUGAGACCAUUGAGGAGGGCCCUUAAGGGCCUUAGGGCGUGGAUCACUGGACAGAGGAAGGAUCAAUCCCCUGGCACCAGAGCCCAGAUCCCUGUUGUUCAGGCAGAUCCUUCUUUUGAAGGGAUGGAUGGUGGAAUUGGUAGCCUAAUAAAGUGGAAUCCAGUUGCUAAUGUAGAAGGCAAAGAUAUAUGGAAUUUCCUCAGGACCAUGGAUGUUCCUGUGAACUCCUUACAUUCACAGGGGUAUGUGUCAAUUGGUUGUGAACCCUGCACCCGCCCUGUCUUGCCUGGUCAGCAUGAGAGAGAAGGAAGAUGGUGGUGGGAGGAUGCAAAGGCCAAGGAGUGUGGACUCCACAAGGGUAACAUUGCACAGCAAGGGGUACAAAAAUCAGGUAGUGAUGGAAAUGGGGCUGCGACAAUCAACAAAUCGGACAUCUUUGAGACCCAAGCCAUUGUUAACCUUAGCAGGCCAGGUAUAGAAAACUUGCUGAGGAUGGAGAACAGGAGAGAGCCUUGGCUGGUUGUUCUCUAUGCUCCUUGGUGCCGCUUUUGCCAGGGAAUGGAAGCUUCCUUUGUAGAGUUGGCUGAGAAGCUCUCUGGUACAGGCAUCAAGGUAGGGAAGUUCCGGGCAGAUGGAGACCUGAAACCAUUUGCUCAACAAGAACUUCAAUUGAGAAGCUUCCCCACAAUACUGUUCUUCCCCAAGCACGCAUCUAGGCCCAUAAAAUAUUCUUCUGAACGGCGGGAUGUCGAUUCACUCCUUGCAUUUAUCAAUGCUCUUCGAUGAUAUGGAGCUUGGGCUGUUUCGUGGCAUAAUUCUUCACUUCGAUUUGGCUGCCAGGUUUUGGUGAUUGUGGAGAAGUAUAAAAUGGUGGAUUCACAGAUUUAGUGGGAUUUGCUAUCCUAGGUUGUGUAUGUUCUUUGGAUCUUUGCUCUUCUGCCCAUUAGUUUUUGGAGGUGAUGAGACCAAGAGAUCCUGAAUUAGUGUAUUUUUCAUAUCCUUCGUUAUAAGUCUUUGUAGUAGGGUAGCAGUGGAUUCCAUUGCCACUCCUUUUUUUCCCCUUUAAAUUUCAUAAUGUUGUAGUCUUAUUGUAAAAAUGUUUGCAUUUUAAGGUCCUCGAGCAGUUAAAAAUAGUGUUUAUAGCCUUGGCAUAAAGGUUCUGUGA